AUGGGAAUUUGUAUUGGUAAAAUAAAAUUGGGUAAACCUCUUCCUGAACCAGAGCCUGUGCCUGAAGAAAUAAUAUCAAAACUUAGUAACUCGUCGGAAAAUUCCGACAAAUUUCGGUUCGCUAAUGGUAAAAGGUAUCAUAAUGUAAAAAAUGCUGUAUAUUUUGUACCUAACGAUAGCGAAGAAUGCGAUAGGCUACAUUUACAGCAUGCUAUGGAAAGAUAUAUUUGGCAAGGUAAUUUUUUCUCCCCAGUUGAAAAUCUCCUUAAUCAGGAAGGAACAAUGGUUCUUGAUUCGGGAACAGGCGCUGGUUCUUGGAUACUCGAAAUGGCAGUUGAUUAUCCGAAAUCUAAGUUUAUCGGAAUUGAUAUUUCUCCAGUUCAACCUGAAGAAAAUAUUCCUCCUAAUGCUAAAUUUACUCAGGCAAACUUAUUAGAACGCUUGCCUUUUGAUGAUAAUACUUUCGAUUUUAUAUUUCAGAGAUUCUUAUGCCUCGGAAUUCCCGCAGAUAAAUGGCAAUCAGUAGUUAAUGAGCUAGUUCGCGUAUUAAAGCCUGGUGGUUACCUAGAGUUAGCAGAAAAUGAUAUUCAUUAUGACGUUAUGGGUCCUGCAUCAAAAAUACUUAUUGAUGGCCUUUCACUUCUACUUCAUGAACGUGGAUUAAAUGCAACUGUAUGUUAUAAAAUACAAAGUUAUUUGGAAGAAAAUAACCAACUUUAUAAUAUUCAUUGUGAACAAAAGAAAGACUUGAAUGGUCUAGAUACUAACAGAGUGUUUAAAUUGCUUGCUGAAGAUUACACCUCUGGUCUCGUAAAUAUUAAACCUACACUAAUAAAUACAAUUAAUGCUUCUAGUGAUGAAUAUGACCGUUUAGUUAAGGUAAUGGAAAAGGAGACAAUAGAUUUAGAAUCUUUUAAUCCGCACAUACGUGUUUAUGCUCAAAAAAGAAAAAAAAAAUCUAGUUAA
This is a messenger RNA of Cetraspora pellucida, 966 nucleotides long. The record is from the annotation of a GenBank genome assembly. Lineage: Eukaryota; Fungi; Glomeromycota; Glomeromycetes; Diversisporales; Gigasporaceae.